GUGAAGGCAGUUAUUUCCUGGCUUCUGUGCUCAUGAAUCAGAUUGUAACUAUUUCUUUGACUUUGGAGUUGUGGUUACUUGAACUAAUUUAAGGGACGCAAAAGAUGAGUCUCCUUAGGGCGUUUCCUCUUUUAAAAGUAUAUUUGGUAUUUUAUUGUAAACAGGUUUUCUCCAAGGAAACUUUUCUCUACAGCCUACAUCAUCAUCCAUUUAGGAACAAAAUCCCAUCUAUAUAUACUGAUCCCUACAUAUUUUAUUAUUUGUUACUCUUAUGUGUGUUGGUUUUUAUUUUACUUAUUUUUUUCUUUUCCUUCAAAACAUUCCCAGAGGUUCUUCUGAAUAACCCUGUUGUGACUCAGUCUUUGCUGAUUACUAGACAUUUUCCUUUAGGUUACUCUCCACCCACUUUGGGACUUGUAAAUGCCUACCCUCCUAUUGGUUCCCUGAAUACAUGAGUAAAUGCCACAUGCAUGUGGUAUGGCUUGUCAGGGAGUGGAAUUCUAAGACUUCCUCUACAUAGAACAGUUUAACUUUUGUGCUUCUGGUCAGAAGAAUGGUCCUUGGAACAGUCCUGCUUUCACCGAAUAGUUAUGGCAGGGAUCAGGACACGUCUUCACUUUGCUGCCUGUGUAGUAGUGAGGCCUCAGACACUGCUGUACCCAACUUGACAGAUCACUUUGCCAGCUGUGUGGAGGAUGGCUUUGAGGGAGACAAGACUGGAGGCAGUAGUCCAGAAGCCUUGCACCGUCCCUAUAGUUGUGAUGUUGAACCCCAGGCACUGAAUGAAGCCAUCCGGUGGAGCUCCAAGGAGAACUUACUUGGAGCUACUGAGAGCGACCCUAAUCUCUUUGUUGCACUUUAUGAUUUCGUAGCCAGUGGUGAUAACACACUCAGCAUCACUAAAGGUGAAAAGCUUCGAGUCCUUGGUUAUAACCAGAAUGGUGAGUGGAGUGAAGUUCGCUCCAAGAAUGGACAAGGUUGGGUGCCAAGCAACUACAUCACCCCAGUGAACAGCUUAGAGAAACAUUCCUGGUACCAUGGACCCGUGUCACGCAGUGCAGCAGAGUAUCUACUCAGCAGUCUAAUCAAUGGCAGUUUCCUGGUGAGAGAAAGUGAGAGCAGCCCCGGGCAGCUGUCCAUCUCGCUCAGGUACGAGGGGCGUGUAUAUCACUACAGGAUCAAUACGACCACAGAUGGCAAGGUUUACGUCACUGCGGAGAGCCGCUUUAGCACCCUGGCAGAGCUCGUGCACCAUCACUCCACGGUGGCUGAUGGGCUGGUGACAACGUUACAUUACCCAGCGCCCAAGUGUAAUAAGCCCACAGUCUAUGGUGUGUCCCCAAUCCAUGACAAAUGGGAAAUGGAACGAACGGAUAUUACCAUGAAGCACAAGCUUGGGGGUGGUCAGUACGGAGAAGUUUAUGUUGGCGUCUGGAAGAAAUACAGCCUUACGGUUGCUGUGAAGACGUUGAAGGAAGAUACCAUGGAGGUGGAAGAGUUCCUGAAAGAAGCUGCAGUGAUGAAGGAAAUCAAGCAUCCUAAUCUCGUCCAACUAUUAGGUGUGUGUACUUUGGAGCCACCAUUUUACAUCGUGACUGAGUACAUGCCGUAUGGCAACUUGCUCGAUUAUCUCCGAGAAUGCAGCCGAGAAGAGGUGACUGCAGUGGUCCUGCUGUACAUGGCCACUCAGAUCUCCUCUGCAAUGGAGUAUCUAGAGAAGAAGAAUUUCAUCCAUAGAGAUCUCGCAGCCCGUAACUGCCUCGUAGGAGAAAACCAUGUGGUGAAAGUGGCCGACUUUGGCUUAAGUAGAUUGAUGACGGGAGACACCUAUACUGCGCAUGCUGGAGCCAAAUUUCCUAUUAAAUGGACAGCACCAGAGAGUCUUGCCUACAAUACCUUCUCAAUUAAAUCUGACGUCUGGGCUUUUGGGGUACUGUUGUGGGAAAUUGCUACAUAUGGAAUGUCACCAUAUCCAGGCAUUGACCUGUCUCAGGUGUAUGAUCUACUGGAGAAAGGAUAUCGAAUGGAACAACCUGAAGGAUGCCCUCCUAAGGUUUAUGAACUUAUGAGAGCAUGCUGGAAGUGGAGCCCUGCUGACCGGCCGUCUUUUGCUGAAACACAUCAGGCUUUUGAAACCAUGUUCCAUGACUCCAGCAUUUCCGAAGAGGUAGCUGAGGAGCUUGGGAGAGCUGCCUCCUCCUCAUCUGUUGUUCCAUACCUGCCCCGACUGCCUAUACUUCCUUCCAAGACCCGGACGCUGAAGAAACAGGUGGAGAACAAGGAGAACAUCGAAGGGGCACAGGACGCCACAGAAAAUUCUGCUUCUAGUUCAGCACCAGGGUUCCUUAGAGGUGCACAGGCCCCCACUGGGUCCCCAGCACUGCCUCGAAAACAAAGAGACAAGUCACCCAGCAGCCUCUUGGAAGAUGCCAAAGAGACAUGCUUCACCAGAGACAGAAAGGGAGGCUUCUUCAGCUCCUUCAUGAAAAAGAGAAAUGCUCCCACACCCCCCAAACGCAGCAGCUCCUUCCGAGAAAUGGAGAAUCAACCCCACAAGAAAUAUGAGCUCACGGGUAACUUCUCAUCUGUUGCUUCUCUGCAGCAUGCUGAUGGGUUCUCUUUCACUCCUGCCCAGCAAGAGGCGAAUCUGGUGCCACCCAAGUGCUAUGGGGGGAGCUUUGCGCAGAGGAACCUCUGUAAUGACGAUGGCGGUGGGGGCGGGGGCAGUGGCACCGCUGGGGGCGGGUGGUCUGGCAUCACAGGCUUCUUUACACCACGCUUAAUCAAAAAGACACUGGGCUUACGAGCGGGGAAACCCACAGCCAUUGAUGACACUUCCAAGCCUUUUCCAAGGUCAAACUCUACAUCUUCCAUGUCCUCAGGGCUUCCAGAGCAGGAUAGGAUGGCAAUGACCCUUCCCAGGAACUGCCAGAGGUCCAAACUCCAGCUGGAAAGGACAGUGUCCACCUCUUCUCAGCCAGAAGAGAAUGUGGACAGGGCCAAUGACAUGCUUCCAAAAAAAUCAGAGGAAGGUGCUGCUCCAAGCAGGGAGAGACCAAAAGCCAAACUUUUGCCCAGAGGAGCCGCGGCUCUUCCUCUCAGAACCCCCUCUGGGGAUCCAGCCAUUACAGAGAAGGACUCUCCAGGGGCGGGGGUGGCUGGAGUGGCAGCUGCCCCAAAGAGCAAGGAGAGGAAUGGUGGGGCGCGACUCGGCAUGGCUGGAGUCCCAGAGGACGGCGAUCAGACGGGCUGGUCUUCUCCGGCCAAGGCUGCAGCAGCCCUCCCAACCACUCACAACCACAAAGUGCCAGUCCUUAUCUCACCCACUCUGAAGCACACUCCUGCUGACGUGCAGCUCAUUGGCACAGACUCUCAGGGCAAUAAAUUCAAACUCUUAUCUGAGCAUCAGGUCACAUCCUCUGGAGACAAGGACCGACCCCGACGGGUAAAACCAAAGUGUGCCCCACCCCCACCCCCAGUGAUGAGACUACUGCAGCAUCCGUCCUUGUGCUCAGACCCCGCGGAAGAGCCGACCACCCCGACUGCAGGACAGCCCGCACUAGAAACACAGGACGGAGGGAAAAAGGCCGCUCCGGGGGCAGUACCUGGCGGUGGGAAAGCCGGGAGGCCAGUGAUGCCUCCGCCUCAAGUGCCUCUGCCCACAUCUUCCAUCUCGCCAGCCAAAAUGGCUAAUGGCACAGCAGGUACUAAAGUGGCCCUGAGAAAAACCAAACAGGCGGCUGAGAAAAUCUCAGCAGACAAAAUCAGCAAAGAGGCCCUGCUGGAAUGUGCUGACCUACUGUCCAGUGCCAUCACAGAACCUGUGCCCAACAGCCAGCUGGUGGACACUGGCCACCAGCUCCUUGACUACUGCUCAGGCUAUGUGGACUGCAUCUCUCAGACGCGCAACAAAUUUGCCUUCCGAGAGGCUGUGAGCAAACUGGAACUCAGCCUGCAGGAGCUGCAGGUGUCUUCGGCCGCUGCUGGGGUGCCCGGGGCCAACCCUGUCCUUAAUAACUUAUUGUCAUGUGUGCAGGAGAUCAGCGAUGUGGUGCAGAGGUAGCCACUGUGAGCCUCGUGGGAAGAUGCUCACAGUUCUGAGGGAGAGGGGGAGGGACUUGUUUUCCUGUGUUCUUGUUUUCAAAAAAUGAAAGACUGAUACUUGA
Messenger RNA from Mustela erminea (ermine), 4166 nucleotides. RefSeq names its product ABL proto-oncogene 2, non-receptor tyrosine kinase (gene ABL2). Gene Ontology annotation, biological process: regulation of apoptotic process; protein phosphorylation. The transcript has 12 exons. The record is from RefSeq and is a predicted model, not a curated record. Gene Ontology annotation, molecular function: ATP binding; non-membrane spanning protein tyrosine kinase activity; protein binding. NCBI's taxonomy places the organism in Eukaryota, Metazoa, Chordata, Mammalia, Carnivora, Mustelidae. Bases 554 to 4063 code for a protein of 1169 amino acids.